Messenger RNA from Thecamonas trahens ATCC 50062, 713 nucleotides. RefSeq names its product methylated-DNA-protein-cysteine methyltransferase. NCBI's taxonomy places the organism in Eukaryota, Apusomonadida, Apusomonadidae. Bases 1 to 513 code for a protein of 170 amino acids. The record is from RefSeq and is a predicted model, not a curated record. Gene Ontology annotation, biological process: DNA repair. The transcript has a single exon. Gene Ontology annotation, molecular function: methylated-DNA-[protein]-cysteine S-methyltransferase activity.
AUGGGCGGCUUUCAGGACGAGUGGAUCGAGCCAGGCGUGGCGGUCGAUGCCCGGAAGGUCAAAAUGAUGCGCCUGGCGUUGGGCGGUCCGGCGGAGGGAUGGAACCCGCGGCCGGAUGUUACUCCCUUCCGCUCAAAGGUUCUUGCGCUCUGCGCUCAGGUGCCGCCGGGCCAGGUGACGACGUACAAGGCCAUUGCGACAGCACUGGGUUCGGCUCCGCGGGCGGUAGGCGGCGCGCUUAAGCGCAACCCGUAUGCCCCGCUGCCAGUCCCGUGCCAUCGCGUUGUUGCCGCCUCGCUUGGCAUCGGUGGCUUUGCCGGCUCCGACUCGGCCUCGGAUGUCCGGAUCCUACUCAAGCGUGCUAUUCUGCGGGCUGAGGGGGUGGUUUUUGACGAGGCCACCGGAAAGGUCAAGCCAACCAACGCGGUCGGCUCUGCUACUGUCUUUACUGACUUUGACACCUCGGAUGAGACCGCUCUGCUGCGGUUCGCCGCCUCGUCUCUAGCUCCAUAAGCUGCUAAUUCUUGAGCGGCUCAUAGUCAUCGUAGAAGCCACCACCACCACCACCACCGCUGCUACUGCGGCGCUCGUGUGGUGUGGCGUUGUGCGCCACUGACGAUGACGGGGGAAGCGGAAACGCGCGCGCAAUGCCCCAGUGCAGAGGCUCCGGCGAUGGCAGCGAGGCCGGCUCGCUCGCGGCGCGACGGGCCGAG